GCAGAAGGCUCAAAAUCUAAGGUUGCUUAUUUGUUUCUUCCUCAUAUGCAUACAUAUAUCCACUAGUCAUUCAAUCACCUUUUUCUAUAUAAUCUCCCCACAUCACAAACCCAAAAGAUUUUCCCUUUCUUCCCUUUUUCUUCCUUGUUCUUUCUUGUUCCUGAAUUCUUCAAAUUUUGCAGAUUAACCCACCAAUUAUCUCCAAAACCCCACCAUUGAUUGGGCUUGGAAUCAUUUUUUUUUUAUUCCGUUAUUAAGAACGUCCCAGAUUUGAAAGUGACACCAACUCUUCAGAAAAAGCCUCCAUUUCUCUCUUUCUAGAAAGCUCGCCUUCUUUGAACCGCGUUUUUUUUCCUCCCCACCUCUCUUUAUUUGUGGUGGUUGUCCCUAUUUCCCCAUUCAUUUUUUUCAUCCAUUUCUCUCUCAACCAUCAAUUCUCAAUUGGGCUCUUCUUCAUUAAAGCGCUGCAGCUGUAAUGUUUUCUUUGUUUCUUGGUUGUUCUGGCUGGUUGUUGGGUUAAUUUGGAGCUUGAUCUGAGGAAAAAUCGGUGGGUUCUGGUGCUUCGGGCGUGAUUUGAGGCUUGAUUUGUUGACAAUUUGCGGAAAUUGUAUCUGGGUUUUGGAGAACUUGAAUGAUUUUUUGCAGAUUCGAGAUUGAGUGCUUUUGGAUCAAUCUUGGGCUUUAAAAGGGUUCUGGAAAGUACUGUUGGUUAGGUUUUUGGGUUAAGUUUUUAAGCUUUUGGGAGUUGAAUUCUGGAGUGAUCGAUUUCAGAAUUGCAUAAUUGGGGAGAUUUGUGGAUUAGUCUGGUAAUUAAGCUGAGAAAUUGAGAGCUUAAUUGGAAAGAUUUGAAGGCAAAUUAGUGGGUUAAUCCUGCAAAUUAGGCCAGGAAAUCAAGAAUUUUUUGGUGGAUUUAUCGGCGGGUUCUGACGGAUCCGUCUACAGAAAACAAGGGGUGUGACUGUCUGGCUGGUCUGGAGUGCAUAUUAAAUAUAAUCAGGGCCCUGAGAAUGGGGUCCUGCUUGUCUGCUGAAAGCAGUCGCCCUCUCCCCAGUUCGCCCUCGGGUUCUUUAGGGGUCAGGAGGAGGAAGAACUCCAAGAGACGACUGGGGUCUCGGACUUCCUCCUUCGACUCCAGGAGGGAAGAACAAUUGCAUAAGAUUCCAGGGCGAAUGUUCCUGAAUGGGGCGAGUGAUUUCGCCUCUUUGUUUACACAGCAGGGCAAGAAAGGAACCAACCAGGAUGCCAUGAUUGUUUGGGAGAAUUUUGGUUCAAGAACAGACACGGUUUUCUGUGGCGUUUUUGAUGGCCAUGGUCCAUAUGGUCAUAUGGUUGCAAAGAGGGUGAGGGAUUCCCUUCCCCUAAAACUGAGUGCACACUGGGAAGUCAAUAUCAAUGAGGAUGUACUCAAAGAGAUCAGCCUUAACACCACCGGAAGCAUGAACUCCGAAGAUACUGCCUUCAUAUCUGCCGAUGAGGAAUCCAGGCCCUCUAUUGAUCUUGAAGAAACAGAAAAGCAGCCUGAGAUCUUUCAGGCACUGAAAGAAUCAUUUCUGAAGGCUUUCAAAGUCAUGGACAGGGAGCUGAGAAUGCAUACAAAUAUAGAUUGCUUCUGUAGUGGGACAACAGCGGUUACUCUGGUCAAGCAGGGUCAGGAUCUUGUCAUUGGAAAUGUUGGGGACUCCCGGGCUGUAUUGGGUACCAGAGAUAAGGACGGUUAUCUUGUUGCCAUUCAGUUGACCGUCGAUCUCAAACCAAAUCUUCCAGGGGAAGCAGAGAGAAUUCGAAGAUUCAAAGGGCGUGUUUUUGCCCUUCAGGAUGAACCUGAGGUUGCCAGAGUCUGGCUGCCAAACAAUGAUUCCCCUGGUCUUGCCAUGGCCCGGGCUUUCGGAGAUUUCUGCCUCAAGGAUUUUGGUCUGAUCUCUGUGCCUGAAAUUUCUUAUCGGCGCCUCUCUGAGAAGGAUGAAUUUGUCGUCUUGGCUACAGAUGGGGUCUGGGAUGUGCUCUCCAACAAAGAAGUGGUAGACAUUGUAGCUUCGGCCUCAUCGCGUUCCACUGCAGCUCGAACCCUGGUUGAGACUGCAGUAAGAGCUUGGAGGCUCAAAUACCCAACUUCCAAAGUUGAUGACUGUGCUGUAGUUUGCCUCUUCCUCAAUUCCAACACAAACAAUUUUUCUACUGCUUCCACCAAAUCCAAAGAGCAGGUGACACCAUUGGAACAAACGGACGCUGGCAUUGAGAAAGAUCUCUUAGGCCCGACUGGAUUGGACCGCUCAGGAACUGUUCGAACGGGCAAAGAGAUCCAUCCAGAAGAUAGCCAAGAGGAAGCAUCAAAGCAGGAAGAGUUUCAUACGGAGUCAGGCAUAGAAUGGUCUGCUCUUGAGGGAGUGUCUCGGGUAAACACCCUUCUGACUCUGCCAAGGUUUGUGCCUGGAAAAGAUGACAAAAAAGUCUCUGGAAAAACCUCCUAAAUAAUCCCAAGGGAGAGGAAGGGAUUAGUUUGGCUUUGAUUGAUUUUCUUCAUUGUUGAUUUUUUUUCAUCGUCAUCUCUGUUUCAUGGUUUUUUCUCUCUACAGAAGGGGGAAAAAGAUUUGUAGGGUGGUCGUUGAUGUCUCAUUUGGACCGGAGAGGUGGACCCGGCUAUAUUAGUGUGUCUGGGAAAUCGUCCUUUUUCUCUCUAGCGUGGGUAGAAUUGGAAUUUUUGUAAAAUCCAACUCUCCGAGUUUUUUUUUUUUUUUUUUAAUUGCCUUUGUUCUUCCAAAUUUCUUGUGUGAUUUGUUGGUCCCUAUUAUGUUGAUAAUAAUAUUGUGGUAAUGAAGCCUCCAUUUUAGUUUCAA
This is a messenger RNA of Vitis vinifera (wine grape), 2834 nucleotides long. RefSeq names its product probable protein phosphatase 2C 33. The coding region runs from base 1008 to 2468 and encodes 486 amino acids. The transcript has 6 exons. The record is from RefSeq and is a predicted model, not a curated record. Gene Ontology annotation, biological process: protein dephosphorylation. Gene Ontology annotation, molecular function: protein serine/threonine phosphatase activity. NCBI's taxonomy places the organism in Eukaryota, Viridiplantae, Streptophyta, Magnoliopsida, Vitales, Vitaceae.